UUUCAUUUGAACAAGUACUGCUCGGUUAACUCCUUAUAUAACGCGUUUUGGGCAAAAUUAUAUCUGCCGUAAUUGUAGGGGUGUUUUUCAUAUCAUGAUUAGGAGGGUCGUAUUGCCUUUUGAAGUGCAUAUUCCGUUUGUAGAGCUCGGACGUCCCUCUCAGCGGGUCGGCUAACCGGUUGGGUUAGCAUGUGGAGACUUUCCCGGUGAGUUAGACAUUGACUGACAUGGCAGCCAAUGGAGACAGUUGUGAAAAGCCUCUAAGACGCACAGGAAUUAAAGAAAAACAGAAUGGAAACACCACAGACUCAACAAUAAGAGAAAGGCGACAGAAAGAGAAGGAAGAGCGCCUUUCUCUUGUGUUAUGGAGGAGGCCCGUAACUACGCUCCAUUACUUCCUCUUGGAGAGCUUAAUCAAGUUAAAGGAGUGGACAAUUAAGCUUUGGCAACGACGGAGCAUUGUGUUCUUAGUUUUGGUGUUAUGUAGUCUCUUCUCUACUGCCUACUCCAUAGAGGGAUCACAUCAAAAAUAUGUUCAGUACCUCGAGAAGAAGUUCCUUUGGUGUGCAUACUGGGUAGGUCUCGGAAUUCUGUCUUCUGUUGGCCUUGGGACUGGUCUGCAUACCUUCCUUCUCUAUCUGGGUCCUCAUAUAGCAUCAGUUACACUGGCAGCAUAUGAGUGCAGCUCAACGGACUUCCCAGAGCCUCCGUACCCAGACCAGAUUGUGUGUCCUCAACUUGCAGGGGCUGAAGGGAGUAUCUCCCUCUUCUCCAUUAUGUCGAAGGUCCGCCUUGAAGCCUGCAUGUGGGGUGCAGGCACUGCCAUCGGAGAGCUGCCCCCAUAUUUCAUGGCCAGAGCGGCACGUCAGUCUGGGGCUGAUCCUGAAGAUGAAGAAUAUGAGGAGUUUGAGGAGAUGCUGGAGCAGGCUGAGAAUGCGCAGGAUUUUGUCACCAGAGCAAAAAUGGGAGUCCAACACAUGGUACAGAAAGUGGGGUUCUUUGGGAUCUUGGCUUGUGCUUCGAUCCCAAAUCCUCUUUUUGACUUGGCGGGAAUCACCUGUGGGCACUUCCUGGUCCCUUUUUGGACCUUCUUUGGGGCAACUCUCAUUGGAAAAGCCAUCAUCAAGAUGCACAUUCAGAAGCUGUUUGUUAUCAUCACCUUCAGCAAGCACAUCGUGGAGCAAAUGGUGUCUCUCAUUGGGUCUGUACCCAAAGUAGGACCAUCACUCCAGAAGCCCUUCAGCCAUUACCUGGAAGCACAAAAGAACAAGCUGCAUCAUGGUGAAAGAAGAAAGGCAUCGGAUGAGAACUGGCUUUCCUGGCUGUUCGAGAAGCUGGUGCUGGUCAUGGUCUGCUACUUUGUCAUCUCCAUCGUCAACUCGAUGGCUCAGAGUUAUGCCAAGAGGCUCCAGCAACGAAAGCACUUGGUGGAGAAGACCAAGUGACAAGGGACCAAGGGGGACAAACAUCCAAGAAGUGACUGUGCAUCUGCGGCCGCUGCUGCUCGGACCACGUCCAAUCAUGACUUGCCGACAAACCUCACCCUCCACGCUCAGAGGCUGAGCACGCGCCAAAGCAGACUUGUGUCCUCGGUAUGUGUGUGUUUGCAUUUUCAAGUCUGUCUCCACCGUUAUUUGUAGUGUGUCUCAUCUCACUCGGUCUGGAAAGCGCCUGGUUAUCCUGCUAAUUUAAUGGUCUUACUUUCUGAUGAUUCCGUACUUUGAACUCACAAGUGAAGCAGUGGUUUUGGGGGAGUGUCUUGUGUGUAAGGGCACUGCCGAUCAGAUGCGAUGCCUUAUGCAAUGAUGGGAAGUUUUGACUUCCCUUGAAAAUAGUUCUUGAAAUUGUAUUUAAUUUUGUAACAUUAAUAUAUGACUGGCUUUUGAUUUGUUUGUACAGUGGCUGCCAGGAUAACUGCUUCUAAAUGCUCUUUCUUUUCAGGGUUGAGAUAGUCUCAUAUUUUGGACCGAUUAGACAUUAUUUUAUUUGCUCCUGGACUUGUCAGUCACCCCGCCCCCCAAAAAGGAGAGAAAAAAAAGCAAUAUCUAUGUAAAAUGUGUUAGUGACGGUUUGCACAUUGUGUAAAUAUCUCAAUCAUGGACAUUAUGCAUCGAUGUACUUCUGUUCUAAAUUUAAACAGUACGUGACCAGGAGUCACGUGAUCUUGAAUCAAACUAGUGACAGUUUGUAGUGACGCUGUACUUUAAGGCAACUAGUCCCAUUUCUAGUUCUGUACUGUUAGAGUAGACCAUGGAAUUGGAUCUUCUAUAAAGUCAUGUCAAUAAUGA
Molecule: messenger RNA, 2288 nt
Organism: Hippocampus zosterae (dwarf seahorse)
Lineage: Eukaryota; Metazoa; Chordata; Actinopteri; Syngnathiformes; Syngnathidae
Gene: vmp1
Product: vacuole membrane protein 1
Exons: 12
Coding region: 228-1445 (405 amino acids)
Source: RefSeq, a predicted model, not a curated record